AUGAAUAACAACUCUUUAAUAUUGGAAUACCACUUAUAUGAUACUAUUUAGUUGCUUAAAAACAAUAAAUACAAAAAAUUUAUCAAAUAAAGCAGAAAAUUAGUUUGUAAUCCUUAUUUGGUCAAUGAUACAUUUUUCAUUCAAUUAAAUAUCUAACUAAUAAGGAGAUUACUGCACUGUUAAUUAAAAGUCGUAUAGAAAUACUUCGUGAAUUUCAGCUCGAAACAAUAAACCAUUUUAGAUGUCUUAAUAAAUUGCAUGGAAUUAUGUUAAAAUUAUCAAAUUUUGAUUAAUAAAUAUGAGACUUCUUUUGAUGAUAAAGAGAUCCAGGAAAAGCAGAUAUCAAGAAAACUGAAGUUUUUGAAUGAGCCAAAUAAAUUAACAUUAAAAUAAUUUGCAAAUCAAUAUGAUAAACUAGAACCAGACAACAAAUCAGCAAUUUGGAUAAAAUAUUAAUGGUAAUAACUCUUUUGUUAUUUUUAAAAGACCCUACUUUUUAACUAUCAAUAUUGCAAAAUGUCUAUGUUAAAAGAAGCAUCUCUCUUUUUGUUCAAGCUCUAUAAAUUAAAGCCCAUCUCUACAUACUAAUCAUAGUUUUUAUAUUUCCAAGCUCUAACCUUAAAGAAUACAGCCUAAUUUGAGUUAUCAAACACAACAAAUAAUGAAGUAUUAGACCUCGGAUUCUCAAUGCUAUUAAACUCACUUCGAGAGUACCAUAAGCCAAAAUCAAAUUUGUUAACCUUUUAAAAGCAGUUGGUACAAAUAACAACUACAUUAUUGAUUAAUUUAGAUAUAUAGAGUAAAUCUUAAGAAAUAAAUGAUAAUCAUUUAGAUUGCAUAUAAUCUCUGAAUUUGGCUAACUUUUUGGCCUCUCAAAUUUUGAAACCUUUGAAAAAGAAGACUGAUUUAGUUGAAUAUAUUGCUUCAGAAUUUGAAUUUGCAAAUGAAAAAUUUGAAUAAAUUUUAUUGGAAGAUUAAGAUCUAACCAAAUUUACUUAAUUCCUUUAUGGUUAUAAUGCUAAUUAUAAAUAAAGUUCUAAAAAUAGUGGUAAUGUGAAAUUACAAGAAAUGAUUAAAAUUAAACUAUAAUAACAUAAAAGUACAUAAUUUUAAAAAGGAUUUCAAACAGUUAAUAGUAAUUAAUGCAUUUAUGCUUCAAACAGUCAGGAUAAAUUGACAAUGUAAGAUUACUUACCAAUAAAAAUGAAAUCUUAUCAUCAUAAGGACUCAACAGCAUUUUCAAAUCCAUAUUCUUAAACAUCAAUAAAUCAUACUAUUUAAGUUAAUAAUCUAAUUAGGGAAUCCCCAUCAACACAACGGGAUAGGAGAAAUUAAAAUGGACAUCCAGGUAGCUUUUUAAGUUUAAAUAAUUUUUCAUCAGUUAAGCUAAAUUAAGAAAAGCCAAAAAAACGUCAAGUUUCAGUAAAAUGUAAAAGGGCCAACACUAAUUCAGAUCAUAAGAAUAGUUAUCUGAGUUAGUUGAUUAAUUUAAGAUAGAAAUCCAGUCUAACAAUAAGAGAUGAAAUUAGUGAAUUAGAAAAAAAUCAUUAGAAAUUAGUAAAUAAAUUGAACAAUUAAUAAAAAUCAACUAAAGUAUCUACAAUAGAUGAAUUCUUCAAUAAAAAAAUAGAAGCAAUAGCAUUUGAAGAGUGUUUGACUUUAGAUCAAAUAAAAGAUACCGCCAAAAAGAUCAUCUAAACUGAAUGGGAAAUUCAUAAGGAAAUGCCAGUAACUAAAAGUUUGAUGAAAUCGAUAUCAGUAUCUGAAAUCUAAGUGGAAUAGUAAUAGGCUGCAUAUAAUAAAUUAUAAGAAUAUAGAGAGAUGCAAAAUUAGGAUUAUUACAACACAAUGAAGGAUAAGGCUUAGGAUUAAAUGGAUUAAACAAAGGAAGUUAAGAAACUCAAAAUAAAUUAAUAAAGAUUUACUAUGAAACAUAAAAAGAGUUAAUAAAGUUUAUUUAAUUCUUAAUAGAUAAAAUCUUUAGUCAUAAAUGAUACUAAGAUUUAAGAACAAUUUAAUUAGUAGCUCAUUUAAUAAUAAAAUUCAGCAGAAUAGAGGAUAGAAAUUAAAGUAUCACCCAGAUUAGCAAGGAAAAAUAAUUCAAUGUUGUAUAAUUCAAAUUUAGACUCAGAAAAUCAAGAAAAAGGGUUUUCUUUAGUGAAAGGAUAGCUGAUAGAUUUAAUGUUAAAAAAUCUUGAGUAUAGGGAUGAAUUAAAUACUUAAGAGAGAGAUUUGAAAUAAUUUGUAUUGCCUAGACAAUUCAGAACCAAAGCUAUAUCUCCACAAGGAGGUGAACUUUCACUAAAAUCGCAGAAUAUGAGUGAUUUCAAGUCGUUUGCAUAUAGUACGAAUUCAACGUAGAUUACAUCCCAAAAUAUGGAGAAUAGAUUGCAUAAGACAUUUGCAAAUCAAAAAUAAUGA
This is a messenger RNA of Paramecium tetraurelia, 2421 nucleotides long. RefSeq lists its product as uncharacterized. The transcript is spliced from 2 exons. NCBI's taxonomy places the organism in Eukaryota, Ciliophora, Oligohymenophorea, Peniculida, Parameciidae. The record is from RefSeq and is a predicted model, not a curated record.